This is a messenger RNA of Cinara cedri, 4136 nucleotides long. The record is from the annotation of a GenBank genome assembly. Lineage: Eukaryota; Metazoa; Arthropoda; Insecta; Hemiptera; Aphididae.
AAUUACAAGCAUUAUUAUGCCAGUAACAUACUAACUGCACCUAUAACAAGUAUAUAUAAGUUAAAAAAAUAUCUUUCAGAAUAAGUACCUACAUAUUUUAUCAGUAAAUAGCAUUACCGCUCUUAAAUUAAUAUUAUAAAUUGAUAGAGUAUUCAAAAAGUGUUGCUCGAUACAACUAGUUUAAAACCAACUGAAGCAGGAACACGUGUGAUAAAUUGGAAUUACAAAAUUUUCACUCAGAAUAGGUAUACAUUUUUUCUGAUCCUACAUCACCAGCGUACGAUGAAAUUAAGUGCUUUAAAAAUGAUGUUUUAUACGUUUAUAGUUCAUGUUAUUAUUCCAGAUAUUCAAAGUGAUGUUUUAACAUCGUUAGGAAUAAAUUCUGAUAGAAGUAAGUUUAAAAAAUUCGUAGAAGAUUUUAAAACAAAAUAUGAUCUCGUAGAAGGGGCAGAAAUUAUUGAUCAGUCUCAGGACGAUAAAUUCGGAAAAGUCUCUCAAGAGUUUAUCACUUUUGAAAUCGAUUUACUUCUAAUAUUACAGCAGAUGGCCUACGUGUUUGAUAAAAGAAAUGAAACUAGACUCAUUCACGCGGACUAUUUUAUAACGAUUUGUACAUAUCUUCCGAGAUGUUUGGAUUUUAUCAAUAUUAAUGUCUUUCAGAAUACCAUAACAGUUCUGUUGAACAAAAUUCAUAUAGUUCUAUGUUAUUCAUUACCUACAUAUCUGGGAACACAUAUCAAUGCGUUACCGGAUCAUAUAGAAAGUGAACGUUUUAUUGAGACAAUUGAAAAUAAUUUAUCCUAUAUAGUAUCAAUGACAAAAGAUAAAACAAAAAAAGAUAAAAACCUGUUUGACCAACAAAACUACAAGAUGGACAGUCAGAAUUUUAUUUCAAAUGUUUAUAAGAUCAUUGGAAAUAUCGAUUUUAUAUCAUGUAUAAGUAAAAAUAUCGGUAUUAUAAAGCAGCAUUAUAUGGAACAUAAUUCGAAUACUAAGAAAAUAAAAUUCAAGGUGAUUAAAGUGAGUACUAGAGACAAUGAUAAACAAAUAAAUUCUGAAAUCAGUAUGCAUUUUCGGAAACUCAAUAUAAAGUAUACAAAUAAUCUUCGGAACGAAUGCGGUUUAUCAUAUGUUGACAUUCGGUCAAAAGAUUUGUCAGAGCUCGAUACUAUACAAGAAAUUGUUUUUUAUACAUUAAAGAAACUCCAACAAUAUUGUACAAAUACUAUAUUGAAUAGUACAAAGACACUUUCAAAAGCAACCGAAAAAGACUUAAAGAACACGAAUGAUAUGAUGGACAUGUUACAAGAAAUAUGCCAUAAAAUGUCUUUAAUUCUUGUCUAUCUAAAAGAAAAUGAAGUAAACGACGACACUAUAAUGUUCAGCACCUAUUUGUCGUUUUGCGGGGACUUCAAGGGAUACACUGAUGUCCGUUGCACCAGUGCUUUUCGAGGUACUGCAGCUGUUAAGAAUCUCGAAGCCGAGAAGAUAAUAUGUAUACGGGAAACAGUGAAAAAUAUUUGGAUGUGGAAUAUAUUAAUAACAACCACGGAGGUCCCGAAAAAAAAAGAAGACAAGCAUUCAAAAAACGAAAACUGUAAAAAUUUGUACUUGAAUUAUUUAGUAAAUAUCAACAAUACUAUUAGAAAAUUUUACAACGAAUUUGGCAGGUGGGCCAACUUUGUGUGGUUGAGUGGUAAAUAUUUUCUUGCCGAAAAUAUUGAAAACCCAAUAAUGUACGAUUUAAAAUCAAAAUAUAUAACUAUUAAAAACGUAAAUAUGAGUUUAUCAGUUGGGUACUAUGCUAUAUUACCAUGGGGUUUGAACACGUACACUAUAGGGACUUUCCAUAAUGUGAUUGUAAACCAUGUAGACAGAACAAUGAAUACUUUCGUUUACAUAUACGCAAUAAUCAUACAUUUGUACUUAGAGCGCACAAGUAUUAGCAUUGAUUCCCGUGUUUUACAAAGAAUACGAAAUAGUGUUCGGUGGUAUACCGACGGGACGGAAUUAUUUUAUAAAUAUCUUUAUUUACCCUUAUACACCGAUAAAGACGCACAGAAUAAACCACAACCAUCUGAUGAGAUUAAAACUAUCAUUAAUAGAAUAAAAAAUAUAGAUGACAGCGGUAAUAUAAGUUUUGACGACAUCAUUCCUCAAAACGAAAAAGACGAUAUUUUGGUAUGGUCCGAACCUUAUCUCCAAAACAACGAUGAUGGCUACAAACAAUUUAACACAUUAAUAAAUGAGAAUUGUAUGGACGCUAUGGACUACAUGUGUUCUUUUUUUUGGAUCGCAGAGAAGUCUAUGAAUAUAUAUUUUGAAUUCCAUUCUGCUGCUACUAUGUACUCAGAGUUCUGUCCGAAAAAUAUAUUUGAUGUAAAAUCCGACCAAAAUCCUAUAAGAGUAGUUUGAGACCAGAAAUGAAAUACAGAGGCCGGUUCUAAAACCGUAAUCAUUGGUUCGUGUACACCUGGAAAUAAAUCAGAAGUUAAAUCUUUUUUGAUAGGUCCACUUAUAAUUCAAUAGAAACAUUUAUGUGAACGUAGUGUUGAAUUUAUUUUUUAAGAUUUUACAAAUUUAUAUUUAUUGUGUAUUUUGAUAAAAAUUAUUAAUAUUUAUUAUGUCCAGUUAAACUAUUUAUUGAGCUCAUCUAUAUCAUCCUUAAUAUAGGUACAAUUUAAAAAAUUUAAUGAUUGAUUAAAAUAAUUGUUUCAUUCCAAAUUAAUGUUGAAUGCUACAGUUAUUUGUAAACGACCACAAAAAUUUUACUGUAUUUUCUUUGUUUCUAGAUUCGUGAUAUAGUUUUGCGAAAUUAGCGGUUUAUAAUUUUAAUUAAACGUAUUUACAUUUAAUUUUGGGUUUUAUUAUUCUAACAAUAAAACGCAUUUUAUUAACAACACUAUUAAUUAGUUCUGGUUUAGUUAAUAAACCUAGUAAGAAGUGUUUUAUUUUAGUAAUUCGAUAAUUGUUUUUUAUGUUAAAAAAAGUUGUCAAAUAUUUUUUAUAUUUUGAUUAUGUUUUCUAAAUAGCUGCAACACUGCGAGAAAACAUUGGUAAACCUUUCACUGGUGUAUUUUAUUUUGAAAAGUUCUGCUAACAAUUUAAUGCCACAAUCGUGCAAAUCGAUUAUUGGCUAAUGCGGAGUUUUUUUCCAUAGCAUGGGACACAUGGGUGGCGCGAUAUUAGAGAAACACUUAUGUUGCCCGAGAAGUCAGUUUACUAAAUCGUAGGUUACAUAAACUAUAUUUCUAUGGAUAAAAUUGACAAUCAUUGACCAUUCAAUAUAAUAUGAGAUUUUAUUGUUACAAUAAACUUUUUGUUUCACANUUGACGACAUCAUUCCUCAGCACGAAAAAAACGCUAUUUUGUUAUUGUCUGAAACUAAUCUCCCAAACAACGAUGAUGGCUACACAGACUUUAACAACGUAAUAAAUGAGAAUUGUAUGGACGCUAUGGACUACAUGUGUACAUAUUUUAGGAUCGCAGAGAAGUCUAUGGACAUUUAUUUGAAAUUACAUUCUGCUGAUACUAUGUACUCCGAGUACUGUGCGGAAAAAAUAUUUGAUGUGAAAUCCGACCAAAAGUCUAUAAGAGUAGUUUGAGAUCAGAAAUGAAAUACAGCGGCCGUUUCUAAAAGCGUAGUCAUUGGUUCGAGUUCACCUGGAAAUAAAUCAGAUAAUAAGUCUUUUCAGAUAGGUCCAUUUAAAAUUCAAUAGAAACAUUUAUGUGAACGAAGUGUUGAAUUUAUUUUUUAUGAUUUUACAAAUUUAUAUUUAUUGUAUAUCUUGAUAAAAAUUAAUAAUAUUUAUUAUGUUCGGUUAACCUAUUUAUUGAGCUCAUCUAUAUCAUAUUUUAAUAUAGUUACAAUUGUAAAAAUUUUAUGAUCGAUUAAAAUAUUUUUUUCAUGCGAAAUUAAUGUUGUAUGCUACAGUUAUUUGUAAACGACCACAAAAAUUUUACUGUAUUUUCUUUGUUUAUAGAUUCGUAAUAUAGUAUUGAGAAAUUAACGGUUUAUUAUUUUAAUUAUAUGUAUUUACUUUUAAUUUUGGGUUUUAAUAUUCAAACAAUAAAACGCAUUUUAUUAACAACACUAAUAAUUAGUUCUGGUUUAGUUAAUUAACGUUGUAAGAUGU